Molecule: messenger RNA, 2040 nt
Organism: Ilyonectria robusta
Lineage: Eukaryota; Fungi; Ascomycota; Sordariomycetes; Hypocreales; Nectriaceae
Exons: 2
Coding region: 1-2040 (679 amino acids)
Source: RefSeq, a predicted model, not a curated record
AUGGAGACGGACUCAACUUCUUCCCCGACUACUGUAACGGUAGUAUCCGAGGCCACAACUUCGAACGACGGCGUUUCUGGCAUCAUUGGCUCCACCAUCCCCGGAGCGUCAAGGAUUGUUGCGCUCUUCUCAAUCCUUCCGGUCGGCUUGGUGAUUCUUGGCCUUCUGGUAUGGUGCUGCGUUUCAUCAAGACGUAAUAGCAGAGCAACGAGGCGUUUGCAAACAAGCCAGCCGCGUUGGAAACCGACAUCUUUACAAUGCCCAACUCUACUGAUUCUUCUCGGCCUUAUUGUCACAUUGAUUGUACUACUCGAAUCCGCAAGCCUUGCGCUUCCACGAGGGGGGACAUCUGAGGAAAUCCAACCGGCGAAUUACAUCCGCAGCGCAACUGUCAAGGAGGGGAUCUUGGUGGCCAGGUCAAACUCCCACCACCUUAGGUCCAUCUUAAAUGGGGUCUUCUCGCGAGGUGAGCCAACCGCUCCGCCCCCGAGUAUUGGAUGGCUUUCGCUCAACGGAGACGCAUGGCUGUCGCCUGAGUUGGUAUACUUCAUCGGCACGUUUCUACCCACCCUGGUGGCGUCCAUCUUCGCCAUCCCGUGGAAAAUACUGGACCUCGAGACAAAGGGUCUAGAGCCCUUUGCGCAGCUGGCACGCCCUGGUGGCGGUAGAGCAUCACAGACGCUUCUUCUUCAAUACAAUGGCGUCUCCGGCUUGGGUUUUGCAUUCAGAGCGCUGUUCACCGGACACUCGGCUGUAACAUUGUCAACCGUCUUGAAGUACAGCGCAGCCUUGUUAACCCCUCUAGCUGCUCAAAGCGUUCGUCUCACCCUGCAAGGCGAGUGUCUCCAGGACUGGACAAAGCACUGCACCGCGACACUUGAAGCGUCUAACACCAUGAUCCGAAUAGCACAGGCGUUGCUUGUGGUCAUGGGUUGUGUCGUCGUCGCAUACAUCUUCUUGCUGAAUGGGAAGACAUUCGGGGUUACAUCCGAUCCGCGCAGUAUCCUGGGAAUUUCCAGUCUCUCUCUGAACCCAUAUCUCACCGCCGUCAUGCGCAGGAUCUCGUUGGGUGCCGAUGGAAUGUUCUCGACUACCCAGGCUGCUGAAACGCUUGGGGAACAAAAAUUGGAGUUUGGCUAUAUCACGUAUCCGUCAGGAGAUCAGCAAUAUUGCAUUACCGUCAUGGGCGACGUCGCUGAGGUCCAGACUGUGAACUUCUCGAGACCUAAGGCUAAAGAUCAAACUCCCAUGUCGGAUCCUCCACCACUCGAGGUUGAUCGAGGCACGCCGAAUCGAUCCGUGUUCUUUUGGAUACUAGCCAAAGUGAUCAGUUUUGCCAUCUUCAUCAUUGGUUUGGUGAUUCUGGUACUAUACUAUCGGCUAACCUACAACGACAGUGGAUUUGAGAGAUUCAUGGAUUCCCAGAGCGCAUUUGGGGUCCGAUUUCUCUUCACUGUCUUUGGCGUGGUCAUUGGGUUUGGCUGGGCGUCCAUCUUCAACGAGCUGGCGAGGAUUCUUCCUGUCUGGAACAUGUCUCGACGUCCAAUGGAACCCAAGGACUCCAUCCUAAUGCCACUAUCUCCGAACCCUUAUGUUGGCAUCAUGACCUAUCUUGCUCGUGGGCAUAAACUGCUCGCGCUCAUCUCUGCCGUGACCAUACUAAGCGACUUCUUACCCAUAGUGCUCGCCAACGUUCCUUUCAACAACGCAAUCACAUGGAUGACAUUCAACGUCUGCACUUGGGUGAGCGUUGGGGUUCUAGGCUUCAUGCUUGCUGUGCUCGCCCUCGUCGCUGGCGUGGUCCUUUUCAGCUCCCCAAGCCACCAUUUCCCGUUUGUAUCUACAGACUUGGACACGCUUACGGCAAUUUUGUACUUGAUAUGCCGCUCGGGCAACUUCCUUUCCCAGCUUCAGGGACUCUCGGUGGUUGGAAAGGCGCAAGUUGAGAAACGUACAAAGACGUUGAACUCCAUGUAUGGUAUCAUCAGCGUCGUGGGUGAAGAUGGUAGCCCUCAUGUUACGAUCCAAGUUACGUCAUAG